GGUGUGAAGGUGGGAGAGGGCGUCGCGCCUGUGGUUGUGGAAUGUGUAUCAGAGUGGCUUAGGAGGCAAGGUCAUACGAAUUAAGUGGACAUUUACUUACUAGAUGCGCAUCUUUCUUCGGUAACGAGCUUAUGAUAUUGCUCUAUUUUCGCGUUGAUACAUUGGCCUUUUCCUCCCUUCACUUCUACUGCCCUGGCGCUCGUUUGACAAUAAUAUAUGUUGUGUGUAUCAUCAUCGUUUCCAAAUUCCGAGGCAGUCUGGUGCUUUGUAUAGCCAAACAAAUCACGUAUUUAACACAGCCACCACAGAGCCACGAACACGUACAGAAUACUCCUGACAGCUUGACACAGUUCAUCGACUGGCCUUGCUAAGAUGGCUUCAUUUGCUCUCUCGUUCCAGUCCAAAAAGGAAGAUGAAGCCGGUCUCAGCUCCUACUAUAACAAUAAAACAACCAUUAUUCAGGAAGCUCGCGUCUUCAAUGAAUCACCUAUAAGCCCAAGGAAGUGCAGAGCCCUGCUCACAAGAAUAGUCUAUCUCCUCUAUGUUGGCGAAACUUUUGGCACGCAGGAGGCUACAACGCUCUUUUUUGGGACUACAAAGCUUUUCCAGCACAAGGAUAGUGCCCUCCGUCAGGCUGUCUAUCUUGCUAUCAAAGAACUGGCUACCACCGCGGAGGAUGUGAUUAUGGUGACAAGUAGUAUCAUGAAGGAUAUGCAACCAAAUUCUGAGGUUAUUUACCGUCCCAACGCGAUCCGAGCACUCUGCAGGAUCAUUGAUCCCUCAAUGGCUCAAGGAGUAGAGCGUUUCUUCAAAGCUGCUAUCGUAGACCGUAACCCUUCUAUCUCCUCUGCCGCACUAGUUUCGUCCUACCACCUCUUUCCUUUCGCCAAAGAUGUGGUGAAGCGAUGGGUAAAUGAGGUUCAAGAAGCUGUAAAUGCCAAAUCUUCGGGCAGCUUCUUUGGAUCAGUUUCCAGCAGUGGUGGAUAUCUCGGAUUCGGCGGAUCCAAUUCUACAGCCAACGCUCAGCAAACCAUUCCCUCGUCCAGCUAUGCUACUCAGUACCAUGCACUCGGUCUUUUAUAUCUAAUCCGCCAGCAAGACAGAAUGGCAGUGACCAAGAUGAUCCAACAACUCGGAGGAGGAAAGUCCGGCGCUGGAACCACACUGAAAAACCCCAUGGCUCUCUGUAUGCUUAUUCGUUAUGCUGCUAAGGUCAUGGAGGAGGAUCCCAAUACUCAGAGGCAAAUUCUUGACCUUUUGGAAGGAUGGUUAAGACAUAAAAGCGAUAUGGUUAACUUUGAAGCAGCACGAGCCAUUUGUGAAAUGAAAUACGUGACGUCUCAACAAUUGACGAAACCCAUCGCAGUCCUCCAACUCUUUUUGUCUUCGCCCAAACCCGUUCUCAAAUUUGCUGCGACUCGAACCCUUGCCUCACUCGCGCUCAUUCAUCCUUCCAGCGUAGCUACUUGCAAUGUCGAUUUGGAGAGCCUGAUUGCAGAUCAGAACAGAAGCGUUGCUACGUAUGCAAUUACAACUCUGCUCAAGACUGGCAAUGAAGCUUCUGUCGAUCGCCUCAUCAAACAAAUUACCGGCUUCAUGACUGAUAUCAGCGACGAAUUCAAAGUCAUUAUUGUUGACGCCGUCCGCUCCCUCUGCCUGAAGUUUCCCUCUAAACAUGCUUCUAUGCUGACAUUCCUGUCUGGAGUUUUGCGCGAUGAGGGUGGCUAUGACUUCAAGCGUGCAGUCGUCGAAGCCAUGUUUGAUAUGAUUAAAUUUAUCAAGGAUUGCAAAGAACAAGCCCUAGCACACCUUUGUGAAUUUAUAGAAGAUUGCGAAUUCACGAAACUCUCUGUUCGUAUCUUACACUUGUUGGGCAUGGAAGGUCCCAAAUCUCCCCAGCCCACCAAAUACAUCCGGUUCAUCUACAAUCGUGUCGUGUUGGAGAAUGCUACCGUCAGAGCCGCUGCUGUCACCAGUCUGGCUAAAUUCGGUAUCAACUCAUCGGAUCCUGGUUUGCAGAAGAGUAUCAACGUGCUGCUUAAUCGUUGCCUCGACGACGUUGACGACGAAGUUCGGGAUCGCGCUGCUCUAUAUCUGAGGACCUUCAAAGAGAAACCUCUCGCCAAUGCUUAUGUCAAAGAAGAAUCUGUCUUCUCGUUAGCUGCUCUGGAAUCAAGACUUGUCGCAUAUGUGCAGGACCCUAGCGCUUCUUCACAGCCAUUGGAUCUUUCCUCGGUCCCCAAGAUUAGCCGUGUCCAGGCUGCUCAAGAAGCUGCCCGUCCCAGCACAUUGGAAACUAUCGGAGCUCCAUCUACAAGUCGUGUAUCGAACUCGCCGCCUCCUCCCACUGCCGCGGAGACUCAAACUGUGUAUGCACAGCAACUCGCAGAAGUUCCCGAAUUUGUAUCGUAUGGACCAGCUCUCAACAGCAGCGCAAGUCCCAUCCAGCUCACCGAAAGCGAGACGGAAUACCAGGUUACAUGUGUCAAGCAUAUCUUUAAGGAGCAUGUGGUUUUCCAAUACAAUGUGUCAAAUACUCUGCCCGAUACUGUACUGGAAGGUGUCACCAUCAUCAUGCAACCGUCAGAGGAAACCGAUUCCUUGGUGGAAGACUUCAUCAUACCCAUACCUUCUCUGUCACCGGCCAACUCACCCGGCACGGUCUACGUUUCCUUCACGCGUACAUCUCCUGAAGAAUUCGCCAUCGCAUCCUUCUCAAGUUUGCUCAAAUUCGUGAGCAAAGAGGUAGACCCAUCUACGGGCGAACCUGAAGAUGAAGGUUACGAGGAUGAAUACCCACUGGAAGACGUUGAACUUAGUGCAGGUGGUGAUUAUAUUAUACCUAGCUAUGCGACCUUCGGCUCUGAGUGGGACCGUAUGCGUGCCGGACCAAGUGCUGUCGAAACUUUUGCCCUUUCGAGCAUGGAGAGUCUCAAAUCCGCUUGUGAUUCUAUCAUUGAAGUGCUCAAGAUGGAGCCUCUUGGUGGCACUGAAUCACCACAAUCGUCCACGGUGCAUGUACUCCAACUAUCGGGUCUCGUUAUCGGUGGAGGAGGAAAGGUUUUGGCACGCUGUCGGAUGACCUUCUCGCAAGGCUCGGGAGUCGUCUUGGAGCUCGGUGUACGGGCAGAAAAACAGGAAGUCUGCGAUCUCGUUCUCGCAGCCGUUGGGGGCUAAACAUACAAUCUUUUUUCACUGUUCACCUGUUAUUUGCCUGAAAUGGCACACAU
Lentinula edodes (shiitake mushroom) is the source of this 3230-nucleotide messenger RNA. Its product is annotated as coatomer subunit gamma. Lineage: Eukaryota; Fungi; Basidiomycota; Agaricomycetes; Agaricales; Omphalotaceae. Gene Ontology annotation, molecular function: structural molecule activity. Gene Ontology annotation, biological process: endoplasmic reticulum to Golgi vesicle-mediated transport; protein secretion; intracellular protein transport. The transcript is spliced from 11 exons. The coding region runs from base 373 to 3177 and encodes 934 amino acids. The record is from RefSeq and is a predicted model, not a curated record. Gene Ontology annotation, cellular component: endoplasmic reticulum-Golgi intermediate compartment; Golgi membrane; COPI vesicle coat.